AUGGCCGCGACCACGGCACCUGCCCGACAACUGUACGGGGGCGGCGGCUUCGACCGCCAGCACAGGCUUCUGCAGCUCGACUGUAGUGCGGACCUGCGACACUAUUCGCGCAACCUCGGGCCCGGCGUCCAAGAACGCAUCUUCCAGACCACGAGCGACGCAUUGAGAUCACAGCUAGAUGAGCAUCGCGACUUCCUACUCCGGCAUCAGGGACAGCAGCAGCAACAACAGCCGCAGCUGGCGCCGGCGCCGGUAGUCAGUGGACCACCGGUAACCAGCAUACCUCGACCCUACAAUUCGCACCCAAACCCGCCGCCUCGUCUGCAGUCGGCUGCUCCGCGACCCAUCCCGCCGCGUAAACCCAUACCCGGCGAUGUGAGCACGUACCCGAAAGCCCUGAGCGAGGCUGUCUACUCGCAGAAAGCCAGGGCAGCCAUGGGUCAGCCACACGACGCGAGGACGGUAUACCACAUUGUGUGUCGCACCGAGAAGCGCUACUCAAAGGAAGAGACGGUCGUCGUGGGCUCGUGCAGGAGUAUGCUGGCUGCCAACGAAGUCGCAGCGAGGUACUUUCUCGAGAAAUGCCUUGGCGACGGCGAUGAAGCCAAAUACAAACAGCUGAUUACUGGGGCCGUGAGCUGUGAGGUGCCGAUUGACAAUGGACGCAGGACAGUGUAUACGCAGGAGGGACGGCUGGAGUGA
Molecule: messenger RNA, 702 nt
Organism: Pyrenophora tritici-repentis Pt-1C-BFP
Lineage: Eukaryota; Fungi; Ascomycota; Dothideomycetes; Pleosporales; Pleosporaceae
Source: RefSeq, a predicted model, not a curated record